Exophiala viscosa is the source of this 1953-nucleotide messenger RNA. RefSeq lists its product as uncharacterized. The transcript has 2 exons. The coding region runs from base 250 to 1671 and encodes 473 amino acids. Lineage: Eukaryota; Fungi; Ascomycota; Eurotiomycetes; Chaetothyriales; Herpotrichiellaceae. The record is from RefSeq and is a predicted model, not a curated record.
GUGUUACUAAAUCCGCUCUUCAUGCUCUGCUCGAGUACUGUCGUGAGACUGGCUUUCCAUGGAGUUCCCAAUCGUCUCAUUGCGAAAUGCUUUGACGAACAACACUCUCCUACCCUGCGCACCACCAGCAUGCCCCAUCUAUGCUUCUUCGUUGUGUCCUAAAACAAUGGAGGUCCUUCACAAUUCCUGACACAAUAUCAGUAGGAGACUCACACGACCCCGCUUGGCUCGACAAAAAUUGAGGUCGAAAUGUCGGGAAUCGAGAUUGGCAUUGCUGUGGUUGGGGCGGUAGCAGCCCUUAUAACAGCGUAUAAAGAUGGAGGAAGUAUUGUCAGUAACAUAAAGGAACGCCGCAAGGCCAAGGGUGCCUUACCUCCCAGCAUUGCCUUGGAGGAAUCAUUGCAAGAGGGGCAGGAAGAGAUUGAGAAAAUCGCAGCAAAGGGUAUCCAAAGGUUUGGGACUGAAUUCGAGCAAGGCGAUGAUAUCGCACAUCAGGCUCUACAGGCCCUUACUAUAGAGGUACAAGCAUCGUUCCUCCGUCAUCUUACCCUGGCGAGCAAAGACGACAACAUGACAGACUUUGAGACAUGUAUCGAUUCGGCGAUUGAAGCCAGGCUUAAAGCCGUGACCAUACUCAACGAAUUAUACAUUCGACAACAGAAACGCUCAAGUCUCCGUUCCGAACCAGACUUGUCAAUUUCACGACUCUCUCCACAUGAGGCAAAAGAACCUUCUAAAGACGCGGGAGAGUCGAGAGAGCUCAAGGAAUCAAAGAAUCCGGCAGACACGAAGAAGCGUAGUGAUACCUUGACAACUGAGGUCGGUACACCACCAAGCCCCAUGAGGUCGCGAAAAUCGUCAUGGAAAGUCUUCAAACCCCUGAAUCGCACCCCAUCCACGGAGGAGACGAAGGACAAUUCGAGUGCUCUCGCCAUUCCACGGUCCUCAACCUCCAAGAGCACCUCACCAAUAUUGUCUCCGCGGGCAACCAUGUCCUCUUCGCCCGGCUCGAUGAACCUGGGUGACCGUAGGUUGCAGAUCAUGACGCCCCCAUUGAGCCCGGCGUCCACCUUCUCACCUGCAGACGUGCUCACCGCUGCAGGGCUCUGUAAAGGCGCCUACUAUGUGCAGAAUGCUGUCUAUGACAAAGCACUACAAGUGGCUAUGAAGAAUUUACAGUGGGCCUGUCAUUGCCGCAAGUGCCCAUUCGCAACACCAGCCGACCGCGAUGAACGUGGUCGACCACGCUUCGACGAUAGCAUACACGAAGCAUCCAAGCUCCGUUUCCGAUCACUUCUUCUAUUCAAAUCUCACCUGGCACCCAACCAGAAGAAAGGACGAUUUUACAAAUGCUUGAUUUGUCUCCUGAGUGGCGAUUCGUCUUCCGCGUUUACAGGAGAACAGCAUCUGUUCGAGCACAUCUCCCACCAUCAAGGGGCGCUGAUUGACGAUGUUGAGCUGUACGGCCCUAUUUGCUUGGAGCCAACUGGGAUCAGGGCUGGAUCCGAAAGAACAUUCGACCUGUGCUUCUCGAAUAAUCCCAGACAUUCCGUACUUCCCAGCGCAAUCGAAUUGGCUGACACAGGCAUUGCCGAGGCUGAUAGUUUGGAAGUGGCGGACAACGAUGAUGAAGUGUACAGAAAUCAAUGGCUUGAUGAAGGACGAAGGUGAAUGUGGACUAGGGCACUUCUUGAAUAUGACUGGUAUGUUCAAUUGGCGGCAUUUUAUAGCGAACUAACGAUGUUUCACAAAUUUGAAACUGGCAGAUCAAUUGUACAUCGGAAGGAAUGAUUCUGCAUGUAGCGAUUGUCUUGGAGCAGAUGGGAAGCAGGCGAACAGAACAGAACAGAACAUCAUCCUAGUCAACGUUUUUACGCACAUGGAGCCAGGAUAAAUAUGCGCAACCAUGUGCCCUCGGUGCCUCAGGACUGUCUCAUUUGUGCUCGGACACAA